AUGUACCUGACACCAUACAGGGAAUCAGUGACAUUUGAAGAUGUAGCUGUAGACUUCACCCAAGAAGAGUGGGCCCUGCUGGACACAUCCCAGAGAAACCUGUACACAGAGAUGCUGGAAAGUAUCCGUCUUAUGGUCUCCAUGGGGUAUCAGCAUUGCAAAUCAGAGGUGAUUUUCCAGUUGGAGCAAGAAGAGCUGUGGAGUGGAGGAACAGGAUUUCUCCAAGGCCAGAGUCCAGGCAGAGAGAGUGCCCUUAAAGAACAAGAAAUGAUAGCCACACAACAUGUCAGCAAGAAGCACACAUCUACAAUCAUGCCAAGGAAAUCUCACACUCCAGAGGAUCCCUUUGAAUGUAGUGAUUUGGGAGAAGAUUUCACUGAUAGCUCCACAUUGACUCAACAAUCCUUAACUCACCCAGAAAAGAAACCCUAUGUCAGCAAACAGUGUCAAAAAUCCCUUAGUGAUCAAUCAUGCUUUAAUCAACAUAAGCAGAUUCACUCUAGAGGUAAAUCAUGUGCGUGCCAUCUGUGUGGGAAAGCCUUUAGUAAUUGCUCUAGCCUUAGACGACAUGAGAUGACUCACACUGGAGAGAAACCGUAUGAAUGCCGUAUCUGUGGGAAUGCCUUUAUUCAAAGUUCUGACCUUAGAAAACACAAUCUAACUCACACUGGAGAGAAACCGUAUGAAUGUCAUCUCUGUGGGAAAGCCUUCAGUCAGUCCUCUAACCUCAGACAGCAUGAGAGAACGCACACUGGAGAGCAACCCUAUGAAUGUCAUCUAUGUGGGAAAGCGUUCAGUAAAUGUUCUGCCCUUAGACGACAUGAGAGAACUCACACUGGAGAGAAACCAUAUGAAUGCCAGCUGUGUGGGAAAUCCUUCAGUCAAUGUUCUGCCCUUAGACGACAUGAGGGAACUCACAAUGGAGAGAGAAUCAUGAAUGCCUUCACUAAAUAUUCUGACUUGAGAUGACAUGGUAAUAUAAUUGUAAUGAAUGUGGAAGAAACAUCAAUCAUAGUUUUAACAUUUAAACACAUCAGAGGACUCACAUUGAAGAAACACUGUCUGUAAUCAAUGUGGAAGAUCCUUUAGUCAUCUUUCUUUGACAUACACAAAUCUAUAUGGAAGAGAAUCAUGUGUGUGACAACUGUGUGGCAAAACCUUCAGUCAGCGUUCUGAGCGUAGAUGACCUGAGAGAACUCACACUGUAAAUAUAAGGAAUGUAGACGUGUUCAGCAACAGCUCUAAACUUUAAACACACUAGAGGUCUCACACAGAGGAGGACCCCUAGGUCUAUAGUCAAUGUGCGAAUAUUCUCAUUUAUAAUCCAUGGAUAAACAACAAGAGCAAACUCCACUUGGGAGAACCCCUAGGUCUGUAAUCACUGUCAACAAAUAUGCAGCUGAGUACCAGGCGUAGCAUGUGCAGGAAGACUCAGUGAAGGAAUAACC
This is a messenger RNA of Ceratotherium simum simum (southern white rhinoceros), 1448 nucleotides long. Lineage: Eukaryota; Metazoa; Chordata; Mammalia; Perissodactyla; Rhinocerotidae. The record is from RefSeq and is a predicted model, not a curated record.